Anoplopoma fimbria (sablefish) is the source of this 1512-nucleotide messenger RNA. It is a transcript of the gene gja13.1, whose product is annotated as gap junction protein alpha 13.1. NCBI's taxonomy places the organism in Eukaryota, Metazoa, Chordata, Actinopteri, Perciformes, Anoplopomatidae. The record is from RefSeq and is a predicted model, not a curated record. Gene Ontology annotation, biological process: cell communication. Gene Ontology annotation, cellular component: connexin complex. The transcript has 2 exons. Bases 129 to 989 code for a protein of 286 amino acids.
CAUCAUACCUCAUGCUGUCCUGCCCCAGCAAACUCCAAGGUCCAACUUUAGAGUUAGUGAUCCGUCCCAGCCAGAGAUAGUUCUUUCCGACCAGGUCAGCAGCUUGGUAACUGAACACAUCGAUAAAGAUGGGAGACUGGGGAUUCCUGUCAGGCCUGCUGGACAAGGUCCAGUCCCACUCCACAGUCAUCGGGAAGAUCUGGAUGAGCGUCCUCUUCCUGUUCAGGAUCAUGGUUCUGGGUGCAGGUGCUGAGAGCGUCUGGGGCGACGAGCAGUCGGGUUUCGUCUGUAACACUCAACAACCUGGUUGUGAGAACGUCUGCUACGAUUGGACCUUCCCCAUCUCGCAUAUUCGCUUCUGGGUCCUCCAGAUCAUCUUCAUCUCCACGCCGACGCUGGUCUACCUGGGCCACGCCGUGCACGUCAUCCACAAGGAGAACAAGAUGAGGGAGCAGCUGUUGAGCCCAGGUGGGAGCCGGCUGCAGAAACAGCCCAAAUACACGAACGAAAAGGGAAAGGUGAAGAUCAAGGGGAACCUGCUGGGGAGCUACCUGACCCAACUCGUGUUCAAGAUCAUCAUCGAGGCUGGCUUCAUAGUGGGCCAGUACUACCUGUACGGCUUCAUCAUGGUCCCCAUGUUCCCCUGCUCUCAGAAGCCCUGUCCAUUCACAGUGGAGUGCUACAUGUCCCGACCCACAGAGAAGACCAUCUUUAUCAUCUUUAUGCUGGUGGUGGCCUGCGUCUCUCUGUUUCUCAACUUCCUUGAGGUGUUCUACCUGAUUUGUACCAGGGUCAGAUGCGGGUCUAAACCUCGCUCUCACAAGAUCACUUCGCCAGAAAACCCUGCCAGCCUGUCAACUCCCAGGUGGCCGACAACAGAGGAAGCGCUCAAGCAGAACAAGAUGAACAUUGAGCUAGAGGGCAGCCAGAGUAUCGGUGGAAGCCUUGAUGGAGCCAAAGAGGAGAAACGACUACUGAGUGAUCAUUAAAAAAAACACUGCUCUAACCAUUAUAAUGUUUUAAAUGUUGGUUUCAGAUUGCUGCCCUCCUUGUUCAAAUACAUCUAAGAGGCUGAAGUGACGAGUUCUUGCAAAGUUCUGUAAAAAUCAUGACAGAGUAUCAAGAGGGAGCUUCAUCACUGUGUACUAAAGUCAUAUUCUUGCGGAGAAAAGUCUGCAUAAAUCUGAAUUUUUUAGGGCCACAUUGUUGGAAUUUUACAUUUAUUUUGUAUUAUUUAACAGGAAAUCUAAUAAUGGAAAGCGUGCACUAUUGAAAAUGUAUUUAUGUUCUUCAAUACUCAUUCGUUAAUGUUUUAGUGAGCCUACGCCUAGUUUUUGAAUAUGUCCUGUAAAUUAUUGCCAUGUUCAAUAUCAAGGACUUGAAAUAUUUUGCUCACUGAAUGUUUUAGAUGAUGUUGAUGAUGAUUGUGGUGAAAAGUUCCUACUGUACAUGGUAGACAUUUUUGUGUUCUGUAUUAUUUUUAAUAAAUGAUUCAAGUUUAAGAUAUAAAAA